CUUUUCAUUUAGAGCAUGCUCACUGAUUCAUUCCCGCUCGAAACAAAAUGUGUCACUUUUUCGCUCUGGAGCAACUUUCAGCCUUCAGUUCGUAUUUUGAGCACCUUGAAAAAUCCCUACUCCCCAACACUGGUUUCGUGUUUGUGUAAUAAUUUAUUUAGGUGGAGAAACAUGGCUUCAAAGUUGCAAAAAGCUCCGUUGCUUCGAUUAUUUAUGAGCAGAGGACUUUCUCAACUAGCACCAGUUUCCGGAAAUCCAAAUUAUGAACUGAAAACAACUAUUCUUUCAAAUAAGCUGACUGUCGUAUGCGCUGAUAAUGAAUCAAGCUUGGUUCGAGUUUCUGUUAUAUUCAGGGCAGGUAGCCGAUAUGAGUCCAGUGAUAAUUUAGGAGUCACACACGUAUUGCGUACUGCAGCAGGGCUGUCAACAAAAAAUGCUUCCCAGUUUGCCAUUAUUCGUAACAUUCAGCAAGUUGGUGCUAACUUGACAGCUACAUCUGAUCGUGAAACUAUUUCAUAUACUCUAGAAGGUACAAGACAAGCAGUUGAAAAAGUUCUCCCAUUCCUUACUGAAGUCGCAACCCAGCAAAUAUUCAAACCCUGGGAGGUUUCAGAUAUCACUUCCAGGCUCCAAUUAGAUAUUGCAACGAGAUCUCUACCGUUGAGAGCAAUUGAUCUACUCCACAAUGCUGCAUUUCGUACUGGUUUGGGCAAUUCAAUGUUCAUCCCUAAAUCACAGAUUGGAAAAAUAUCCAGUGAGACCCUGCAGCACUAUGUUGCCAGCAAUUUUCUAUCCGGGCGUGCCGCUGUAAUUGGAUUUGGUAUCGAUCAGUCUGAACUCAUUCAUUAUGCACAAACUUUAAACAUUGAGUCUGGGGAGGGAUGUAAUAAUUCCUCUAGUUAUAAAGGUGGUGAAUUGAGAUCAAACAAAGGUGGAGAUGUAGCUUUUGUCACUGUAGCAGGAGAAGGCGCCUCUUUGAAAGACCCCAAGGAAGCUCUAGCUUUUGCAAUUCUUCAAAAAGCAAUUGGUGUUGGACCUCAAGUGAAGUGGGGUAAUAAUAAUGGAAUUUUUAGCAGAGUUGUAGGUAUUGGAGAGCAUACAUCAUCUGCUAUCAAUGUCAGCUACUCCGAUACAGGACUUUUUGGUAUUUUAAUUGGAACUCCUGCAAAAUCUGCAGGAAAAUUAGUGGAAUCUGCUGUCAAGUUAUUGAGAAGUGGGAGUGUUUCCGACGAGGAUGUCAAUAGAGGGAAGAAACAGCUAAAGUCUUCACUUCUUUUGGAAGCUGAAAGUGGAGCAGAUGCUGUAAGAGAUAUUGCUUCACAAUCUGUUUUGACUGGUAAUCCUCAAACUGCCAGCCAGAUAGUUGCAGCGGUGGAUUCUAUUUGUACAAGUGAUGUUCGAGAUGCCCUCAGAAAUGCUGGACGAAAAAUAACUUUGGCCUCAAUUGGGAACCUUAGUAAUGUUCCCUAUCUGGACGAAUUGAAAUAAUCAGAUAUCUUUUAAAUUAUUUUUCAGUCUUUGUUUAAAAUUUGUGAAAAAAUAGUAUUGAUAUAUCAUCUGCAUGAUUUGCUCUUGUAUAGAAUAAAGUUGAGUUGAUUCCAA
Leptinotarsa decemlineata (Colorado potato beetle) is the source of this 1602-nucleotide messenger RNA. RefSeq names its product Ubiquinol-cytochrome c reductase core protein 2 (gene UQCR-C2). The record is from RefSeq and is a predicted model, not a curated record. Gene Ontology annotation, molecular function: metal ion binding. NCBI's taxonomy places the organism in Eukaryota, Metazoa, Arthropoda, Insecta, Coleoptera, Chrysomelidae. Gene Ontology annotation, cellular component: mitochondrion.